AUGGAUGAAGUCAAUAAAUCAGUGGUUACUGAAUUCAUUUUGUUGGGCCUUUCUAGCUCUCAAGAUAUUCAACUCUUCCUCUUCUUUUUCUUCACUGUGUUUUAUGGAGCUGCGGUUUUGGGGAACAUCCUUAUCAUCCUCACAGUAAUUACAGACUCUCACUUACAUUCCCCAAUGUAUUUUCUUCUUAGCAAUCUCUCCUUUAUUGAUGUGUGUCAGGCUACAUUUGCCACUCCCAAGAUGAUUGCAGAUUUCCUCAAUGAACACAAGACCAUCACCUUCCAGGGAUGCAUGUCACAAAUCUUUUUCUUGCAUGUUUUUGGGGGUAGUGAGAUGGUGCUUCUUGUUGCCAUGGCCUAUGAUAGAUAUGUUGCUAUUUGCAAACCUCUGCACUACAUUACCGUCAUGAGCCGAAGGGUGUGCACUAUUCUGGUGGGAGUCUCCUGGACCAUUGGUAUUCUGCAUUCAGCCAGCCACCUGGCAUUCACAGUCAAUCUUCCUUUCUGUGGACCCAAUAAGGUAGACAAUUUCUUUUGUGACCUUCCCCUUGUGAUCAAGCUUGCCUGCUUAGAAACAUAUGUUUUAGAGAUCCUCGUGCUAACCAACAGUGGCCUGCUCUCUCUUAUCUGUUUCCUACUUUUGCUCAUUUCUUAUACUAUCAUCCUUGCUACUGUCCAUCAGCAAGCCUCUGGUGGGACAUCCAAGGCACUUUCCACCCUGUCUGCCCACAUCACUGUUGUGGUUUUGUUCUUUGGCCCAUUAAUCUUCAUUUAUAUUUGGCCUUUUGAAAGCUUCCCAAUUGAUAAAUUUAUUUCUGUGUUUUUUACUGUCUUCACUCCUGUCCUUAACCCCAUGAUCUACACAUUGAGGAAUAAAGAUGUAAAGGAAGCCAUGAAAAAGCUACGGAACCGACACGUGGGUUCUAAGCAAGUCUUUUAG
Messenger RNA from Leopardus geoffroyi (Geoffroy's cat), 939 nucleotides. Its product is annotated as olfactory receptor 4K1-like. The record is from RefSeq and is a predicted model, not a curated record. Gene Ontology annotation, cellular component: membrane. The transcript has 2 exons. Gene Ontology annotation, biological process: G protein-coupled receptor signaling pathway. Bases 1 to 939 code for a protein of 312 amino acids. Lineage: Eukaryota; Metazoa; Chordata; Mammalia; Carnivora; Felidae. Gene Ontology annotation, molecular function: olfactory receptor activity; G protein-coupled receptor activity.